CUGCAAAGUAAAUGAAGGAAACGACCAAGCCAGACACCAGAACAUGGACAUGAUCAGUGACGAGUUACUGGCCACAUUUAUGGGAACCAACCUAGUGGUGAUAUUAACUGUUUUGGGCUUUGCGGGGAUCGUGUUCAACAUCAUCAACAUCACCGUGUUCGUCAGCCUCGGCUUCUCGGACACCACCAACAUCUCACUGCUUGGCCUGGCCACAGCAGACAUAGGGGUUCUGUUACCGGUGAUCGGCUACAGCGUCCUCUACAACCCGCUGACGCUGCAGGUCACUCCCUUUGAAACCAUCGACGCCGUCAACUACGUCGUCCUGGGAUCCACCCACGUCUUGUUUUGUAGAAUAGCCGGGUGUUUAACGGCUUUCAUAACGUUCGAGAGGUUCAUGUGUGUAGCGUUCCCGCUUCAUGUCAAAGCCAUAGUCACGCAUAAAAGGACGAUUUUGGUAGUAGUCGGCAUCUAUGCCACCCUCGUGGCCAGCACGCUGCCCCAGUAUUUAGCCAACCAGAUAGCCCCGAGGUUUAACGCGCAGUUUAACAUCACAGUGAUCGGGAUAGUGUUAUCCCCGAGCGCUGACCAGCUGGAGAAUUUCACGCUGACCGUGGACAUCGUCGCCCAAGUUGCAUCAUUCGUCAUCGUCGUGGCGUCCACCCUUGGUCUGGUGAGGUCGCUCGUCAGUGUGGCGAAAUGGAGGAGUUCCACGUCAUCGUCUGCCCUAUCUCUUAAAGUCUCCGGUCGUGACAAGCAACUGGUCAAGAUGGUCCUCCUCAUAUCGGUCGUCUUCAUCGCCUGCUCGCUGCCCACCGUUGUCGGCAACUUGGUGAUGGUAUUCGUCAAAGACUUCAACGUCAAGGGAAGUAACAAGAACUUAUUUAUUUUUGUCUGCGUCAUAUUCUUCAUCUUGGACGCUAUCAACUCUAUCAUUAACAUCUUCAUCUACUUGAGAAUGAGUUCAAAGUUCAGGGAAAAGUUCUGGUCAGUUUUUCAGUGCAGGUCCAAGGAUAAGAGAAUAUGUCGUUUAAAGUAGAUUGAAGUGUGUUUCAAAGUCAAUCCAUCAAAUAGAUACUUUUAAAAUAGGAACACUUGUGCAAGGCUUUUAAUAUGUUACUAUAGAACUAAAGACUACAUUUGAGAUUGAGUUGGACAUUUUAAAAAAAAAGUCGUGUGACAUUUAGACUAUGCUAAAUAAAUACAUUUCUUUGAUUGCCCUCAACUUCAUGAUUUCUCGUGUUCUUAAAUGGAUUUUGUCACUUUUAAAAUAGUACAGUAAAGGAUAGAUUGAUAACCGAUGAGUUUGGUAUAGGAGAAUUUGGUUACCGUCAAUAAUGGUAUAGCGAUUUGCGUGGUAUAUUUUAAAAAAAAAAUCAAGCUAUAAACCUAGAAUUGUGACGGUUGAAAUAAAGGGAUGUCUUGAAUCUCGGUAAAUCUAGCUGUUAACUGCAAGAGAAUUGGG
Lymnaea stagnalis (great pond snail) is the source of this 1462-nucleotide messenger RNA. The record is from the annotation of a GenBank genome assembly. NCBI's taxonomy places the organism in Eukaryota, Metazoa, Mollusca, Gastropoda, Lymnaeidae.